This is a messenger RNA of Felis catus (domestic cat), 5685 nucleotides long. It is a transcript of the gene ZNF184, whose product is annotated as zinc finger protein 184. The coding region runs from base 2947 to 5202 and encodes 751 amino acids. The record is from RefSeq and is a predicted model, not a curated record. The transcript has 6 exons. NCBI's taxonomy places the organism in Eukaryota, Metazoa, Chordata, Mammalia, Carnivora, Felidae. Gene Ontology annotation, biological process: regulation of DNA-templated transcription.
GUAAAAAAAAAAAAUUUUUUUUUUAACUAUAGACAUCAGGGAGAAGUCAAACUGCACCUUCCACACUGUGCUUGGCAAUUUCCUCACUUUAUAACAACAGUCACUUUUCUUCCAGUUUCUCAUUACGUGUCCUUCAUUUCCUUCUAAAACCUUAACAGAGCAACUUUGAUGGUCAUGUGUUUGUUAAUUAUACACUUUAAAAAAAGUUUUAGAUUUACAGAAAAAUUGAGCAGAAGGUAUAGAGUUUCCAUAUACUCUCACUCCCCCUUCCCCCAACCAGUUUUCCCUAUCAUUAACAUCUUGGGUUAGUGUGGUACCUUUGUUUCAGUUGAUGAGCCAGUAUUGAUAUUAUUUAUGCUGCUAGUUAAUAUUAGGGAUUCACUGUGUCUUGUACGUUCUAUGGGUUUUGACAAAAAUAUAAUGACAUACAUUCAUUACGCUAUCAUACGGAAUGGUUUCGCUGCCCUAAAAAUCCCCUUCGCUCUAUUUAUCCAUGACUCCUUCCCUCUCCCCAGCACCUUGCAACCAUUGUCCUUUGCAGUCUCCACAGGUUUGUCUUUUCCAGAAUGUUAUAUGGUUGGAGUCAUAAAGUAUGUAGCCUUUUCAAAUUCUUUCACUCAGCAGUAUGCAUUUAAUGUUCUUCCGGGUGUUUUGGUAGCUUGAUAGGUUAUUUCUUUUCCUUGCAGAAUAAUAUUCCAUUGUCUGGACGUGCCAUUGUUUAUCCAUCACCUAUUGAAGGACAUUUUGGUGGCUUUCAAGUUUUGGAAAUUAGACUUUUAUAUGAGCAUGAGUUUUCAGUUCAUUCGGGCAAAUAUCCAGGAACGAGAUUGCUGGAUCGUAUUGUAAGAGUAUGUUUUGUUUUGUGAGAAAUUGCAAACUGUCUUCCAAAGUGGUUGUACCAUUUUGCCCUCCCACCAGCCAUGAAUGAGAGAUAUAUUCUUAAACUCGGGAAACUGUUCAUGUCUUUACUCGGGGGGGUCUAGUGUUACAGAGAUUAAAAGUGAGAGUUUGGGACCAAAUUCCUAAACUCAAGUCCCAGCUUCCCCAUUUGCUGGCUGUGUGAUUUAGGCAAGUUAUUCAACGUAUCUGUGCCUCAGCUUCCUUCAGUUGUAGAGUAGGAAUAAUACAGAAUAACUUCAUUAGCUUGUUUUAGGAAUUUAAAAAGUUAAUAGAUGCAAAGCACUUAUUAGGACCCUGCCUGGCAUAAAGUCAUAUGAAAAUCAUAGCUCAUUGCAUAUCGUCACUUUUUCCUGAUGGUCAGUUAUCCCUAUGUUGGCUUUCCAUCGUCUGUCUUUUAUAUCACUUUUUCUUCUACCUCAUUCAUCUUUUUCUUCUGAUUCAUAGAAGAGCUUUUUAAAAGAAUAUCCUAUAGGUAACCGACUCACUUUUCACAGCAUCCAUCCAGUUCUCCAAUAUGACUUUAAUUAUGCUGCUUAUGUUAAAUAUGCUCGCUAUAUAUUUUUAUCCUUUUUCAUCUAGAAUGUCUUUUUAGUGUUUUGUUUUUUUCACAUCUUGUUCUCACAUCUUUCUAUCCUGUUUUCAUUGGGUCGAUGUCUUCUUGGAAUCUACUGAGAAUAUCAACUUGUUCCCUGAAAUUUUCUAGUGCCUCCCUUAGAUCUUUUUUGAAAUCUGCUCUUAGAUGUCCAGUUUCUCCUUUCCUUUCCUUUGUGAAUUUGUCUUUCAUGUACUCAUUGUUAGGAUUUCCAAGUUUAAUGUUUUGUCAUCCGCAGUGACUUGACCUUAGGCCCUCUGUCCAAAAGCCUGGGAAGCAGCACAGUCAGUUGCGUGGGCCACACAUCGAACACUGUAAAAACCUACGGACUUCUAUUGGGUUCUUUUCUGCCAGGGACACACCGACAGACCGGCGUUGGACUCCAUUCGCAGCUGACGUAGGCAUACACCGUGCACUGCUGUAGGGCAGAACACGGUAACACCACUUGCCGCUUUUCUUUAGCAUUUAAAAAGAUGUGGGUCGCGACCCAUUUGAAAGUCCCGAAGGCAAUAUAAUGGGCCUCGACAAGAAGUUUUAAAAUGAAGAAAUAGAGCACUAAAUAGAAUGCAGAACAAGUAGUAAAGGCAAAUAAUGAAUUGUGCAGUGUUUCCCUGCGUUUUAAAAUUAUACACGUGUGUAAAUGUGUAUCUCCUACACAACGUUCGGUCACACAAACUUGAGGGUCCCCAGGAUCCCGUUACUCCCACCAGAGAAGUUCAGAAGCCAGAGACUGGCGCGGAGAACUCCCGGCCCCGCCCAACGGGAGCUCUGGGAAAUGGAGUUCGGCGUCGUGGAGCAUUCUGGGAACCGUAGUUCCGCGCGUUCGCCGGGCACGACGAGCGGGGGGAGGGGCUCUCUCCGCGCGACCGGAAGUGGCCGUUGAAGCCGGCAGAGGUUGGCGCUGGGGAAGUGCACCCUCUUCGGCUCCCUUCGCUAGGUCUGGUGCCGGUCCCGGCGCUUCCGGACGCGCGAGCUGAGAGUGUGGAGCGCCCUAGAGGGAGGGAAGCCCAGGUAUCACCAUGGCAACCGCCAGCCUUGCGGCUGCGUGACGUCAUCCUCCUCGCCCCGCUGGAAGCGGCCUCUGCGAGAGGGAGCUGGGGAGUCCUCGGAGGGGGCGCCCCUCGCCUCCCUCCGUGCGGGGCGGUUCCGCCCUGAUCCCUUGGAGGGCUUUGUUCUUUUGUUCCGGUCUGGGAGGAAGGACUGGGAGCGGGCCCCGCCCCGCCGCUCCACCUUCCAGCGUUUCCACCCCGCAACAGGUGUGUCUUCCGUUCGCGAGCCGGGGUGUGAGCCCGCAAGUGGGCACGGAGGGCUGCCCCGCUCCGCCCGUGUAAGGGCUCAGCCGGCGCAGACUCCUGGCCGGACACCUGAGCCCCCAGACCGAGGCCCCCGCUGGAAGGACGCUGCUUGGGAAAUCCUGGUGUCCAGGCUCCGGAGGAACGGAAUGAGCUCCUGAGAUGGAAGAUCUGACCUCUUCGGAGUCCACCCUUCUCCCAGGGGGACAUACUCUCCUCCCACCAGCCAGUUUUCACGAAUCCGUGACCUUCAAGGAUGUGAUAGUGGAUUUUACCCAGGAGGAAUGGAAACAGCUGGACCCUGUACAGAGAGACUUGUUCAGGGAUGUGACGCUGGAGAAUUACACACACCUUGUCUCUAUAGGACUCCAAGUCUCCAAACCUGACGUGAUUUCCCAGUUAGAACAAGGGACGGAGCCAUGGGUGGUGGAGUCCGGUGUUCCGGGAGCCACUGGCGGGGACCGUGACAUCGGACCAGAAGAUAGCCGAGCAGUCCCAGAGCCGGACAUUUCUGAAGAGCAGCCGUGUCACGGGGCAGUGGUGGAAAACCACAAAAGGGAAGACCCUCACAGUUCUAACUUUUCAGAAAGUUGGGGGUACGAAGGCAGUCUGGAGAAGCGUCAGGCGCACCAGCAGGCGCUGCCGAGAGAAAUAAAAAUAACCGAAAAGACAAUACCCACUUGGGAGAGAGGCCCUAUAAAUAAGGACUUUGAAAAAAGCAUCAGUGUAAGCUCAAACCUUGUGACACAAGAAACAUCUGCAGAAGAGACCGCUACUAAGACGAGCGUCAAACAGAAUACAAACCCGGUCAGAAAAGAGAAAUCUUGUAAGUGCAACGAAUGCGGGAAAGCGUUCAGUUACUGUUCUGCUCUCAUUCGCCAUCAGAGGACGCACACCGGGGAGAAGCCUUACAAAUGUAAUGAAUGUGAAAAAGCCUUCAGCCGGAGUGAAAACCUUAUCAACCAUCAAAGAAUUCACACUGGAGAUAAACCCUACAAAUGUGAUCAGUGUGGGAAGGGCUUCAUUGAGGGUCCGUCUCUCACUCAACAUCAAAGAAUCCACACUGGAGAAAAACCCUAUAAAUGUGACGAAUGUGGGAAAGCCUUCAGUCAGAGGACUCAUCUUGUGCAGCACCAGAGGAUUCAUACUGGGGAGAAACCGUACACCUGCAAUGAGUGUGGAAAAGCCUUCAGCCAGAGAGGCCACUUUAUGGAACAUCAGAAAAUUCACACGGGAGAAAAACCUUUCAAAUGUGAUGAAUGUGACAAAACCUUCACCAGGAGCACGCACCUUACUCAGCAUCAAAAAAUUCACACUGGGGAGAAGACCUAUAAAUGCAACGAAUGCGGGAAGGCCUUCAAUGGGCCCUCGACAUUUAUUCGUCACCAUAUGAUCCAUACUGGUGAAAAACCCUACGAAUGCAACGAAUGUGGGAAAGCCUUCAGUCAGCACUCCAACCUCACCCAACAUCAGAAAACACACACCGGGGAGAAGCCGUACGACUGCGCCGAAUGCGGAAAGUCCUUCAGUUACUGGUCCUCCCUCGCUCAACAUCUGAAAAUUCACACCGGAGAGAAACCUUACAAGUGCAACGAAUGCGGGAAGGCCUUCAGUUACUGCUCGUCCCUGACGCAGCAUCGGAGAAUUCACACCAGGGAAAAGCCCUUUGAAUGCAAUGAGUGCGGAAAGGCUUUCAGUUAUCUCUCCAACCUGAAUCAACAUCAGAAGACUCACACCCAGGAGAAAGCUUAUGAAUGUAAGGAGUGUGGGAAAGCCUUUAUUCGGAGUUCAUCUCUUGCUAAACACGAAAGAAUUCACACCGGUGAGAAGCCCUAUCAGUGUCACGAAUGUGGGAAAACCUUCAGUUACGGCUCCUCCCUGAUUCAGCACAGGAAGAUACACACCGGAGAAAGACCUUACAAGUGUAACGAGUGCGGGAGAGCCUUCAACCAGAACAUACACCUCACGCAACACAAGCGGAUUCACACAGGAGCAAAGCCUUAUGAGUGCGCGGAGUGUGGCAAAGCCUUCCGGCACUGUUCCUCUCUUGCUCAACAUCAAAAGACUCACACGGAAGAAAAACCCUACCAGUGUAAUAAAUGCGAAAAGGCUUUCAGCCAGAGCUCUCACCUGACUCAGCACCAGCGAAUUCACACGGGAGAGAAGCCCUACAAGUGCAACGAGUGUGACAAAGCCUUCAGCCGCAGCACGCACCUGACCGAACACCAGAACACGCACACGGGGGAGAAACCUUAUAACUGUAACGAGUGCAGGAAGACUUUCAGCCAGAGCACGUACCUCAUCCAGCACCAGAGGAUUCAUUCGGGAGAGAAGCCUUUUGGAUGUAGCGACUGCGGGAAAGCCUUCCGAUACCGCUCUGCUCUCAACAAGCACCAGAGACUGCACCCGGGCAUAUGACCCUUGCGGGAACAUCACAGACGUGGCGGACACAUUUGCUCUGGUCUGUCCUUUGGUUAAGUGCUGAAGAUUCAGAGUGAAGUGAGAAACUGCCUAAAAGAUGUUAACUUUUCACGGUCGCACUAUGGAAGGGAAAGUACAUUGGGAUGAAGCAAUCCCGUGGUUUUCGAGCAACUUUGUGACAUUGGAAAAUUCGACUGUUUUAAGCUUCACUUUGCUCCGUGAAUGAGGGGAUUUGGAGUGGACGCUUUCAAAGGUUGUUUGGAAUUUUAUAUUCCACUUUUUUGUGUUCACAGUGUACUCUUGGACGGGGUCACUGCACGUCAGCAUUUUGCUGUGUCGCAUCUAGAGUGUGUAUAUUUAUGCAUGUUUUGCCAAUAGAAAGCGUCUGUGCUUCAGUAACUAGGCUGGGGAUCUAUUAUGCUUCUGUUCUAAUGCAUUUAAGUUGAUUAACUGGUUCCUAAUAAAAAGAACUGUAAAGCA